Ochotona curzoniae (black-lipped pika) is the source of this 1559-nucleotide messenger RNA. RefSeq names its product fyn related Src family tyrosine kinase (gene FRK). Gene Ontology annotation, cellular component: extrinsic component of cytoplasmic side of plasma membrane. Gene Ontology annotation, molecular function: non-membrane spanning protein tyrosine kinase activity; ATP binding; signaling receptor binding. The coding region runs from base 1 to 1548 and encodes 515 amino acids. The record is from RefSeq and is a predicted model, not a curated record. The transcript is spliced from 8 exons. Gene Ontology annotation, biological process: protein phosphorylation; innate immune response; cell differentiation. NCBI's taxonomy places the organism in Eukaryota, Metazoa, Chordata, Mammalia, Lagomorpha, Ochotonidae.
AUGGGCAACGUGGUUCUAAGGCUCUGGGAAUACUUAGAGCCCUGUCUUCCCUGCUUGUCCCGGGAAGAGGACAAGCCAGUGGUGAUUGAGAAUCCAGGAGCUCGUUUCUCCCCAGAAAUCCCUCGGCCACAAAAGAAGGAGCCCGAGAGAAGCCAUGGCAAAUACUAUGUGGCUCUGUUUGAUUACCAAGCUCGAACUGCAGAGGACCUCAGCUUCCGUGCUGGCGACAAGCUCCAAGUCUUGGACACUUCCCAUGAGGGCUGGUGGUUGGCCAGACAUUUGGAAAAACGGGCAGAUGGCUUCGGCCAGCAGCUGCAGGGCUAUAUUCCUUCUAACUAUGUGGCAGAGGACAGAAGCCUGCAAGCAGAGCCGUGGUUCUUUGGAGCAAUCAAAAGAGCAGAUGCAGAGAAACAACUGAAAUAUUCAGGAAAUCAGACGGGUGCCUUUCUAAUCAGAGAAAGUGAAAGUCAGGAGGGAGAAUUCUCCCUUUCAGUUUUAUAUGAAGGAGAUGUGAAACACUACCGAAUUAGAAGACUGGAUGAAGGAGGUUUUUUCUUUACGAAGAGAGUGACCUUUUCAACACUGAAUGAGCUUGUAAGCCACUAUUCCAGGGCAAGUGAUGGCUUGUGUGUCACACUGGGAAACCCAUGCUUAAAGGUACAAGUUCCAGCUCCUUUUGGUUUGUCCUAUAAAACUGUGGACCAAUGGGAAAUAGAUCGCAACUCAGUGCAGCUUCUGAAGCGAUUGGGAUCCGGUCAGUUUGGUGAAGUGUGGGAAGGCCUAUGGAACAAUACCACUCCAGUUGCAGUGAAAACUUUAAAACCAGGUUCAAUGGAUCCAAAAGACUUCCUGCGGGAGGCACAGAUGAUGAAGAGCCUAAGACAUCCAAAACUUAUCCAGCUUUAUGCUGUUUGCACUUUAGAGGAUCCAAUUUAUAUUAUUACAGAGUUGAUGAGACAUGGAAGUCUACAAGAAUAUCUCCAAAAUGACGGUGGGUCAAAAAUUCAUCUGCCUCAACAGGUGGACAUGGCAGCGCAGGUAGCUUCUGGAAUGGCUUACCUGGAGUCUCAGAACUAUAUCCAUAGAGACCUGGCUGCCAGAAAUGUCCUUGUUGGUGAACACAAUAUCUACAAAGUAGCAGAUUUUGGACUGGCCAGAGUUUUUAAGGUAGAUAAUGAAGAUAUCUAUGAAUCCAAACAUGAAACCAAGCUGCCGGUGAAGUGGACUGCACCCGAAGCCAUUCGUUCUAAUAAAUUCAGCAUUAAGUCUGAUGUGUGGUCAUUUGGAAUCCUUCUUUAUGAAAUCAUUACUUAUGGAAAAAUGCCUUAUAGUGGUAUGACAGGUGCUCAGGUAAUUCAGUUGUUGAGCCAAAACUAUAGACUCCCACAACCGCCUAAUUGCCCAGAGCAGUUCUACGCCAUCAUGUUAGAGUGCUGGAAAACAGAACCUAAGGAGCGACCGGCGUUUGAGACCCUACAGUGGAGGCUUGAGGACUAUUUUGAAACAGACUCUUCUUCAUAUUCAGAUACAAAUAACUUUGUAAGAUGAAUACUGAAGAA